Mobula hypostoma (lesser devil ray) is the source of this 1894-nucleotide messenger RNA. RefSeq names its product FA complementation group L (gene fancl). The transcript has 15 exons. The record is from RefSeq and is a predicted model, not a curated record. Gene Ontology annotation, cellular component: nucleus; Fanconi anaemia nuclear complex. Gene Ontology annotation, molecular function: ubiquitin protein ligase activity. The coding region runs from base 600 to 1733 and encodes 377 amino acids. NCBI's taxonomy places the organism in Eukaryota, Metazoa, Chordata, Chondrichthyes, Myliobatiformes, Myliobatidae. Gene Ontology annotation, biological process: interstrand cross-link repair; protein monoubiquitination.
UCGCGAUCACAGGAGCAACGUUGGGAAGUCGAAAUUGCGCCGCCGCAUAAGGCGAGUGGAACAGUGCAUAUUCUAUGGUUCCCAAACGCUAAGCGAGGACCGAAUCCUAUACGAAUCUUUCACAGGCCCCUCUCUGAAGUUCAGCAUGAUUUCGAAACUCUGCUGAAUCAGAUUUGGCGCCAUGGCCCGACCUACUCUCUGUACCGAAUGGAGAAGGGCGGCGGAAGCCACUGAUUGGUUGGAGGGGUUGGCGUGCCGCAACUUUUGAAUGAAAUGUUUGCGCGGCUCCGCGAGUUCCGGCCGGCGGCCGCUCUGAUUGGUUGAACAAAAGGCGGCACUUGAAUGAAGUGUUUGUAGAAUGGAGACUCGGGCCUAGAGGCGGACUCAGCAACAUUCUGUUCAAGUACUGACAGCUCUUGAGAAUCUUUUCGAAAUGAUUUCUUCCUGAAUGACACUUGUUAGUUUGUGAAUGGUUUACUUAAAUCUGCCAUAGGAGAGGCAGAUCAGAGCUAAACCCACCUGAAUCGUCACCUAGAAGCCACGUCUGCUCAUAUUCCAACAGGGCUUCCAGAAGAGAAUCUUCAUCUUGAUGUUAAUUCAUGGCUGGGUUUGAUGCCCUGAUCAACGAGUGCCCCCUUCUGUUGCCUCAGAACAGGCAAAAAACCGUGUUUGAUGGCUUUGUUAUGGUUAAGAAUAAAGAAUUUCGUGUGAGGAUAUUGUUGCCUGAAGAGAGAAAUCUGAAACAGGCAAGGCUUCAGUGCAGCUGGCAGUUAAACCAAAUCUUGCAUGGAUACCAGCACAUUGUGAAACAGAGACUGCAACAAUCCACUGAUCUGGUUAGCUUUAUGCUGGAGUUUAAAACUGUUUUGGAAAUUGCAUUAAGAAACAAACAUGACCUGCAAAGUCCUCCACCUCCUCAGUAUUAUGAACAGCUUAUAAAAGAGAUUGAAAGUUUGGGUUGGGAUAAGCUUGCUUAUAUGGAUACAGAGUUCAGGACCAUUAAGCUGAAGGCUGAGGAUUCUGCAGGUCGAGAGCAUAUGAUCACAAUUAAAUUAAAAUCAAAGUAUCCAGUGGACCCACCUGAUUGUGCCACAGAUUUUCCUGUUCCAUUUGUGCCCUCUUGGACUCAUCAGAGCUCUUUAAAAAAUCUUCACAGUCAGUUUCUCGCAGCACUGGAUUCAUUACAAGAGUUCUGGGAUGUUAUGGAUGAAAUAGAUGAGAAAACCUGGGUACUUGAACCUGAAAAUCCAACACGCACAGCAACAACAAGGAGAAUUGCCAUAAGUAACAAUGCUUCAAUAAAUGUAGAGGUGGACCCUAGACACCCUAAAAUGUUGCCAGAAUGCUGUUUCCUUGGUGCUGACCAUGUGGUAACUCCACUGAAGAAAAAGCUGAAUACUAACAUGCAUCUGUGGUCUCCAGAGUCUACAGUGUUGCAAAAUCUCAAAGGUAUAUUGGAGAUUGAUUUUCCAUCGCCUACCACCCAUGAGAAGUUUAGUUUAGGCAUGGAGUGUGGGAUUUGUUAUGCCUACCGCCUUGCCUCAUCCAUUCCAGAUCAAGUAUGUGAUGAUCCGCGGUGUGGGCAGCCGUUCCAUCAAGAGUGCCUUUAUGAAUGGUUAAGAGGUCUACCUUCUUCAAGACAAAGUUUUAAUAUCAUCUUUGGAGAAUGCCCAUACUGUGGUAAGGUAAGACAAGGCAGGGGAAUGGGAUAUGGAAGCUGCACGAGUGAGUGAGGUGGAGGUACUACUAAUACAUGAUCUUCUCUUUACAGCCGAUCACAGCGAAGAUGAUCAUCAAAAGGUGAACAAACCAGAAAGCAUUCCUUUCAAGGAUUCUCUCACUUUUGCAACAUUAAUAGUUCAUGACAACUGCAUUAAAGACAUUUCUAUCACCC